AAGCCAGCAGAUGAUUCCCUUCAAACAUCAGCCUCUCCUUCACUCGAAGCUCAACCUGCACCGACAACAGUAGAGGCCGAACUGGCUACGCCUGCUGAAGAAGCUGCCCCUGCUGAGAAAGCUGGCCCUGCUGAGAAACCUGCACCCGUGCAGGAACCCGCACCUUCAGUUGUCGAAUCAGUCGAGUCGGCCGAAACUGGCGCAGCUGUAGAGGAAGAAAAGCCAGUUGUUCAAGAUCCAGUGCCGGCAGACGCGGCAGCCGAAAAAGCCAAAGCUAGUGAGAAGGAUGGGUCUACUCCCACUGCUACACCUGACGAAACCGCCUUGCCAACCCCAAUACAACCCCAAGAGACCGUUGUAGCUCCAGUUUCUCCGGAGCCUUCGGAGAAGGCACCCGUCCCUGAGUCCACUGAUAUCCCUGCUCUCGAGUCUGCUGAUAUCCCUGCUCCUGAGCCUGCUGAAGUCGCUGCUCCUGAGUCCACUGAAGUAAUCGCUACUGAGCAUGCCGAAGUUCCCGCUCCUGAGUCCGCUGGCACUUCAGCACCAGAAACCCAGACGGUGGACACUUCCAUAGCGAACACUCCUGCGGCGGAUAUUUCUCCCGUUGAGACUCCCUUGGUUGAGACACCUGCUGCUGAGGAGAUGUCUCUUCCUCAGGAAUCGUCUCCAGUUGAGCCUGCUCCAGUAGUAGAGGAACGUUCUGUCGAAGACCCUCCCGUUCUGUCAAGCAAGGCAAAGAAAAGGGCUAAGAAGAAAGCCAAAGCUGCCGCUUCUGCACAAAUCACU
This is a messenger RNA of Westerdykella ornata, 786 nucleotides long. RefSeq lists its product as uncharacterized. The annotation marks the transcript as partial. Lineage: Eukaryota; Fungi; Ascomycota; Dothideomycetes; Pleosporales; Sporormiaceae. The transcript is spliced from 4 exons. The record is from RefSeq and is a predicted model, not a curated record.